Messenger RNA from Diabrotica virgifera virgifera (western corn rootworm), 1984 nucleotides. RefSeq names its product peptidyl-prolyl cis-trans isomerase sig-7. Gene Ontology annotation, cellular component: nucleus. Gene Ontology annotation, molecular function: RNA binding; peptidyl-prolyl cis-trans isomerase activity. The transcript has 4 exons. Lineage: Eukaryota; Metazoa; Arthropoda; Insecta; Coleoptera; Chrysomelidae. The record is from RefSeq and is a predicted model, not a curated record. Gene Ontology annotation, biological process: protein peptidyl-prolyl isomerization. Bases 136 to 1950 code for a protein of 604 amino acids.
AGAAGAAGAAUACAUAAGGUUAUGUUAUGUUGUCGGACGUCGGACGUGUUUAUUUUUAUUUUUAGUACAAUAUGAAAAUACAUUCAUUAAUGUAAUUUAAUUUAUUUGUGAUUAAAGAAUCAUAAAAUCAACAAGAUGUCCGUUGUAAUUGAAACAACUUUGGGAGAUAUUACAGUCGAUCUGUACCUGAAUGAUAGGCCCAGAGCCUGCCUGAAUUUUCUGAAGCUAUGCAAGUUGAAGUAUUACAAUUAUAACUUAUUCCAUACUAUAAGUCGUGGAUUUAUAGCUCAAACUGGUGAUCCCACUGGGUCUAGAAGUGGUGGAUCCUCUAUGUAUGGACUACUAGAUGGCCCAAAUAAAAGAUAUUUUGAAGCUGAAGAUGAACCAAGAAUUAAACAUACAAAGAUGGGACUUAUUUCUUUUGUUGGAAAUGAAGAUCACAUGAUUGGAUCCCAGUUUUUCUUCACUUUGGGCGAAGACUUAAUAUAUCUUGAUCAGAAACAUUGUGUCUUUGGAGAAGUAGUUGAAGGAAUGAGUGUUUUAGAAGAAAUCAAUGAGGUUAUUUGUGAUAAUGAUGAUUGCCCUUAUCAAGAUGUAAGGAUCACUCACACAGUUAUUCUAAGUGAUCCUUUCCCAGACCCAAAGAGACUUGUAGUACCAUCCAGAUCACCAUCACCUAGUGCUGAACGUCUUCAAGGCGGUAGAAUAGCUCCCGAUGAAGAGAUCGAUGAAACAGAAGGCAAGACAGUUCAACAAAUUGCUGAAGAGCAAGCAGAAAGAGAGGCUAAAGCUAGAGCUACAAUCUUAGAAAUGGUAGGGGAUUUACCAGAUGCAGAUAUGGCUCCUCCAGAAAACGUAUUAUUUGUGUGUAAACUAAAUCCUGUAACUAGUGAUGAUGAUCUAGAAAUAAUAUUUAAUAGAUUUGGUAAAAUUGUUUCUUGUGAAGUUAUCAGAGACAGAAAAACUGGAGAUUCUUUGCAGUAUGCAUUUAUCGAAUUUGCUGAAAGGAAAUCAUGUGAAGAUGCGUAUUUUAAAAUGGAUAAUAUACUUAUUGAUGAUAGAAGGAUACAUGUAGAUUUCAGCCAGAGUGUAUCGAAAGUUAAGUGGCUUGGUAAAGGAAGAGGGGUAGCUCAUUUUGAUGACAAUGGAAGGUCUACAAACAAAUCUAAUAAUGAUAUAGGAAAAGGAAACUACAAAACCCGACGAAAAUCACCAAAAAGAAAUAAUCAAAAUCAAUCAUUUUCAAACUCAACUCAUAGUCGAGAUAGAAAUAGAAGAGAUAAAUCAAGAACACCAACUAGGUAUACGAAUAAAGAAAAUAGUUCCCAUAAGAGUUCGGAUACUAAUCAAGUUUCAAUACGAGAAGAUAAAAAUAGAGCCAAAAAAAGUGGUAGAGACAGACGGCAUAGGUCACGAUCCAGAUCAGUUUCAAGAAGUGAAUCUAGAAGGCAAAGUCGAGACAGGGAAAGGAAUAGAUAUGAAUAUCAUGACAGGGAUAGAUCACGAAGGGAUAAUGGGGUAAGAAAGGAACACACUCGAUCUGAAAAAAGUGAUAGAGAUCAGAAAAAGCACCGAGAUUAUUAUAGGUCAAAAAAAAAUUAUUCAUCAGAUUCAGAAACAGAUAGAAAACAAAGGAAUAAAUCUAAGUAUGACCAUAUGAUAGAAAAAAAUUCCAAAAAAUUUAGUAAACAGAAAAAAGAAAGUACAUCUGACAGGUAUUCAAAUGAAAAGAGGUCUAACAAAAAAACAGAUCAAAAGCGUAGCAAAAACGAUGACACUUCGGAUAGUGAUUCUUCAGAUAGCGAAGACUUAAAAAAGCGAAAGAAGACAAAUGUUAAAAGUAAAAAAAGUAAAACAGUUUCAACAGAAUCUUCCUCUAGUGACAGCUCCGACUCGUCAAGCACUGAAGAGUACAGAAAAAAGAAGAAAAAAUAUUAUAAAAAAAAGUAGUAAUAAGAGUCAGUGAAUAAAUGUAUAAAUAAAA